Erigeron canadensis is the source of this 1485-nucleotide messenger RNA. RefSeq lists its product as uncharacterized. NCBI's taxonomy places the organism in Eukaryota, Viridiplantae, Streptophyta, Magnoliopsida, Asterales, Asteraceae. The record is from RefSeq and is a predicted model, not a curated record. The coding region runs from base 87 to 1394 and encodes 435 amino acids. The transcript has a single exon.
CAAAAUUCGAAACAAACCUAAUCCCUUCUCUCUCUCUCUCUCUCUCUCUCUCUCUCAAAACACACGCACAGGCGGCACAGAUAUCAAUGGGUGGCUGCUGUAGUAAGAGCACCGCCGCUACCACGAUGCCGCUGGCACCUAAUGACCACGAAUCCGACCUCAAAUCUCUCCCCCCUCCUCCUCCUCAACAUGAGAAGAAGAAAGAAAUCUUUGUCAUCAAACACCGAAUUAGUCAUGAUGAUGGAACAAAUGCAACUUUCAAUACUACUACUACUACUAGUGUUUAUAAAGAAGAAGAAUUUGAUGAUGAUAAUCAAAUCUUACAAUGUGGUAGUGGUAGUGGUAGUGGUAGUAGGCUUAGCCGGAGUAAUUCCACCACCCGACUUGAUAACCCUAGUCGAAAAAGGUCUUGUCGUUCCAAUUUGAGUGUCGAUUUCGAUUUGAAUACUCGUUUCGAUAAUCUUUAUUACCAUCAUGAUGUUGAUGAUGAGCACCGGGCGGGUCGGGCUAGGGGGGUUUCUGCUACAAGGAACGGUAGUAGUAGGUCUAGUAGUAAAGAAAGGAGAAUUAGCAUAUCUCCUAGUAGAACAACAAGAAGAAGAUCUGAAUCGCCUUUUCGUAAUUUAAAUACUAGUAUAGCUGGAAAUAGCAAUCCGGUGAAAAUGGUUUCAGUUCCUGCAACUAAUAAGAGUUGUAAUUUUCAAGAGGAAGUGUGUGUUAAGAGGAUUCAUGUGAAGCGAAAUGUAUCCCCUGCCAAGGCACGACCUACUGACCUUAGGGUUUUUACUGACCAACACCAUACCGAUACCAGGGAAGUUGAUCGAUUGUAUUAUACACGCAAAUCAUUGGUGGAGAUUGACAACAACUCUGCAACAUCUAAUCAACCAGGUAAAAGAACCCGCAAGCUAUCUCGCGACAUGAAUCUAGAAACACAGUUCGAUCCUAGUCCAGGUCCACCUUCGUAUGCAAGUUUGUUACUGGAGGAUAUCCACAAAUUUCAUCAAAAUAACCCUAAUGCUGCCACUGCCGCCUCCCCUGCUUUUGUUCUUCCAGAAUGUGUCACCAAGGCGUGCUCAAUUAUGGAGGCCGUGUCUGAUCUCAAUUCCAACACUAGUUCAUUGUGUUCUGAGGACAGAUAUAAAAACCUAACUAUGAUUGAACAUCAGAUCAAAAAAGACAAACCUAUAGAAUCUGGGACGGUGGUUAAUGGUGUUUCUGCUUCUGCUGUUGGAGACCAACCACACUCUCAAACCGAACUCACUUCUCACAACUUCAAAGUGAGAGGAUUGGGUGGAUUUAAGAAGGAUUUCAUGGAUUAUCCAAGCAAGGGAACAACGCAUGGUCGUAGAAGUGCUUAUUCUCUUCCCAAAACCACCACUGCAGCAUUGACAUAAAUUGUACUGAUAGAGUGAUAGACAUUUGUAUCUGUAAAAUUUUCUUACCUUCAGGUGUUCCUUUCGUAAUAGAAUUCUUCUUUUCAAUGAA